Molecule: messenger RNA, 444 nt
Organism: Paramecium octaurelia
Lineage: Eukaryota; Ciliophora; Oligohymenophorea; Peniculida; Parameciidae
Source: the annotation of a GenBank genome assembly
AUGAUAUUGGCGAAUUACGUUUUGCUUUCAUAUAUUCAAAAUAAUUAAUAAGUGGAACUAUGGGAAAAAUAUCCCAAUAUAAUAAUUAUUUAUUUAUUUAAAAAGAAAAAUGCAGAUGAGAUGUAAUUAAGUUUUCAUUCUAUAAUAGGAAUUUGCAUAAAUAUUACAAGCCCAAAUUUAAGACCCUAUUGUAAUUUUUGCUUGCCUCUCCAUGACAAAUAACUUAAUAGGCUAACUCCUUUGGAUCUUAUAAUGAAUGUAUUUAGGAAAGAAUCCUUUAGGUUCGUAAUGUUUAAAACAAUGUUGGUUUCCUUUAAAAAUCUUCAGAAUUAGUUCUCUCCUUAUUAUAACUUUAAUAAUGAUUAAAACCUAAUUAGAUAAUCAUAGAUUGAAAUAUUCAUAAAAGGUUUAGGAUCAAUAGAAGAAUGCGAAAAAUGCUAUUGA